AAAUAAUUGUCAAGGAGGCGAGACAACAUGUUUACGAUGUCUCAGUAUACUUUAUUAUAUUUUAUAUGGUUUUGCUGCUCGUUUCAAUAUGGCGAUGGUUAGUUGCUUAGUGCCUCGAACGUCUCUUUGCUUAUCAUGAAUUUGGUGGCUUUCCUUUCCAUUUCUUUAUAUAAUUCAGAAACAAAGCCUUGAUAUUCGUAUGAUUAUCCGCAAGUGAAUACGAGUUACGUAAUUAUGAGGCUUUGCAUUUGAUAAACAAAGGGUUUCAUCUCAAAGUCGUUCCGUUCAGACAGCCCGAUAGAUUUGGCAAUUGCCGUCCUUCUAGCAAGUCAGAGAGGAAUUGCUGCCAAGAUAUUUUCUUGUCAGUUGACUGCAUACCAGCCACGUUUAUAAAUAUUUCGCUAGGCGAGAUUGAAAUUUCCUUUGAUGGUAUUGUUUGGAUAUUUUAAUUUUUUAAUAUCAUUCAAAGGCUUAUUGAUCAUUAUAAUGAUCGUAUUGCUGUAUGCAUAUAAAUAACAUUUUAAAAUUAACGAAUUCCUUUUGGUAAUAAAGCAAUUAAGGAUUUGUUUUAAGUAUAAUGACAGGAGGACAUUUAUGUUCCAUCUAGAUAGAACAAUUUAAUUGAACAUAAUAAUUAAGGAUAUUUAAUAUAUAUUCCUGAGACUGUAUUGUUAAAUAUAGUCUUAUUUAUUACAUAGACAAGAAUAAUUUUAUUAAAUUACUGACAAAAUUUUAUAUGCAACAACAAUUACAUCUUAAGGCAUCUUAGCUCAUAAAGUAUAAAAUUUGGAGACAAUGGCUGAAACACAGAGAAUGACUGUAUAUGGCAGACAUCCUCCCUGUGCUAGUGGGACUCGUUUAGAGGAACGCCGUGCUAGAAGAUUGGCCUUAAGAUUGGAAAGGAAUCGUAAACCAGACAAGCCUGAAGAUUUUGUUUGUUAUGAAUCAAGUGAUGAUGAAACAGAGACUGUAAGCGAAGGAAAACAAUUUUUAAGAACAUCUUUCAAUUUUGUGGAUUAUGUACGUGCAAGGGAGACGAAUACGAGAGAAGUGCGAAAAAUUAAUCAAGAAUAUGGAUUUCGACAUAUAUUGACUCAUGACUUAUUUAAAGAAUAUUCGGUUAGCUUAAAUAAUAUGAAUAAAGUCUUUUGCUCUCAAUGGUUAAGCGAUAGGCAAGUAGUGUUUGGUACAAAAUGCAACAAAUUGAUGGUUUAUGACGUAGCAACACAGAAAUUAGACCAAAUACCAUCUCUACAUGGAAGACAAAUUAAUUCUGGAGGUGGUGCUGUUCCUGAACAGCAAUGUGGUAUACAUUCUGUUCAAAUUAAUCCCUCAAGAACUCUCUUAUCAACUGGAGCAAGAAAUAGUAAUGAAAUAGCAAUAUACAGGCUACCAACGUUAGAUCCAGUUUGUGUGGGAGAAGGAGGUCACAGAGAUUGGGUUUUUGAUAUGUGUUGGUUAGAUGAUGAAUUUUUAGUCUCUGGAUCUAGAGAUACUAAAAUGGCUUUAUGGCGUAUAGACAAUGAUCUUGCUGAAGCUCCUGACAAAGCUGAUGUCCCUACACACAGGUUGAUUCAACCUGUGUGCGUCAAGGAAUGUAGAUCGGCGCAAAAAGUACGAGCACUUGCUUUUAAUCGAACAUAUAAAGAAAUUGCUGCGCUUACUUUGAAUAGUUUUAUACACAUCUGGUCUGCAGAGACAUUCAGACAAAAAAUAUCUAGGAAACUACCAGCUUGCCAGGAAAAUGUUUGUCUUGCUGUGCAAGAUGAUGGUGUUUACGCAGUGGGAUGUCGCUCUUAUACUUUACUUUUAGAUGCAAGAACUCUACAGCCAAUAAAGAAAAUACCUUCACGGUAUAGUGGCUGUGGAAUUCGAUCAGCUAGUUUUCAAGGUUCUGUUUUAACAAUUGGCACAGGCUUAGGAAUGCUGAUGUUUUACGAUGUUAGAGCUCAAAAAUAUCUUGAGUCUUCGAUUAAUUCUAAUAGAACCGUUGUACUGAAAGCUUCAAAAGGAUACGUGUUUCCAGAUGAAGAAUAUAUUGACGGAUUCCAAAACGUGAAAUAUACGCCAGCUAUAUAUACUCAUUGCUAUGAUGGAUCAGGAACGCGGCUAUUUACAGCAGGUGGACCUCUUCCCGUAAAUCUUUAUGGUAACUACGCAGGAUUAUGGCAAUAAAGUUAAUUGUAAUCAAGUAAAGAAUAGCAUCGAUUUUUACGUAAGUAAUUAUAAGUUGUACAUUUACAUAAAUAUUAUUGAGAUUUUAUCUGGAGAGGUACAUAUACACCUAUUUUCAAAAUUUUAGAAUGUUUUCUUUUUCUCUUGUGUGUUCAUACUUUUAACAUAAUAAAAUUUUAUAUUUUAUUAUAUACAGAAUGAACUGACCACUUAACUUGGUAUUUAAUCUAUGAUUGUACAGACCAUAACCAUCUACUUAAAUCUGCAUAAGACUAUUGAUAUUUUUUAAUAGCAAUCGAAUAAAUACUGUGAUGAAGGAAUCAAAUUUAAUAUAAUUCUGCAAUUAUAUUAGAUAAAGAAAUAUACAGUAUAUUACUGAAUAGUUUUGGAAUACAUGGUAAUUUUCAAAACAUUCGGAAAACAUUGCUAUGAUAUUAAAAGUUGAAUGCAGAGCAUCAUUCUUGGCUUGCAGUAAUCUGGAAGGUAUGAUUCCAAGCUAAGUGAGUAAAAUUGUUUUAUUUUGGUUGGCCAGUAAACAUUUUCAAAUCUAAUUUAUAAGCAGUUCAAAUGUUCUUAUAUUUGACAAGUACACAAGAGAGUAAAAAAGAAUAGUAGGAAAAUUAUUUUUUAAGGUGUAUGUACCUCGAUUAUCUCAAAGAAUAAGCAAAAAAAGUUACAAUAAUUGAACCACGCAUUCAUCGUUUCAAUCGCAUGUACAACCCCAAAGGUAAUAUUCAUUUUAUAGUUUCAUUUCACUAAUUAUAAGGAAUCAUUAGCAUAUUUAUACAUACUAUUAGUAUAAUAGAAAACAAAAUUGUAAUUCUGUAUUUAAAACGAGUACUUGGUAAACAAUUUUAUGAUUUUACAUCACCAGUUUAUUAUAAACAUGAUAAUUUUAUUCAUUAUGUGACAUAAAAUUGUGAGCUAGUACUAGCUAUUAUAUACUGAAAUUUAACUAUUGAAUGAGGAUCUCUCUUAGAAUAUAAUAAAAAUAACUCUAAAAAAAGUUAUUUUAUAAAUUAUGGUUGCUAAUUUGAAUCUUUAUAUUAUCUGCAUACAGUGUGAUUUUUAAAGUGAUUUUUAUAUUCUGCAUUGUAUAUCUACAUCUAUCUUAUCAGGGAUAACAAUUUCUAGAAGUAAUCAACGAAUACUAUUGCAAUGAACAUUAAGUUUUAUUAAAUACAAUUUAUAAAGUUAAAAUUUUAAUACUGGCCUGAAAAAAAAUCAAUAUACAAUGAGUAUUUCAUGUGUAAACUUAUUUUAGGCGAAGAAAUCUUUUACCAUCUAUUUCUGUAUUAUAUAGUAAAAUAUCAAAGUACAUGAAACUUUGGUCAAUGUAUGAACUAUGAAGUAAUGUAUUUCAAAUAUGCACGGCAACUAUUAAUAUUUUGUUAAAUUAAACAUUGAAGACAUGUACAGUCUAUUAUUUUUCAAAUAUUAAUUUUCCUAAGAAGCAUGCUUUUGUUGAUAUUAUCAUACGCUAAUUAAAUAUACUUAUUGUAAGAAUCGGCACUUGGAACGUAUACAGUUACAAUGCAGAUAUUUUAAAUUAUAGCUGCUCAAGUUUGAUCGGAAUCAUUACCCAUACAUUAUAGAACUUGUACAAUGUUAAAGUAUUAUAAAUGUAAGCCGUGUGCAUUUAUGAUAAGGAAUAAUGAUAUAUGCGACCUGUGAUUGUAUAAAUGUGUUUGCUGUAUGCAAUUGAGAAAAUUUGUUUUAAUAAAUGUAUCUUCAUUAAGUGAGGUAUUAACCGGUGACAUUAAUAGCGUGCGAUUAUUUUCAAGUUUAAUUGCUCAAGUUCGUAUUGGAAUAAAAGAAUUAAUUAUGCUUGCGUUUUGGGUGUAUUUGAGCGAUAAAGUCUUAUACACUAAAUUUGUUGUAUACAAUAAAUUUGUUGAUGCAGUAAUGGUGCAAGUACAUUUUCAAUACUUAGCAUAAAACAUUUUAAUGGACAGAAGAAUUGUUGGCAUGAAAAAAAUAUGUAACUGGAUUAUCAAAAUUCCAAUGAAUAUAUGAUAACAAAAUAAAUUCUGUAUGUUUAUAUAUCAACAGAUUAUAAAUUGUUAGCAUAUACUCAUAAAGUCACUAGAUUACAUAAUAGGUAAAAAUGUGUGUUGUAUCUACAAAAUCAUGAAUAGACUAUAAAUAUGUUUGUGAUCGAGCAUAAUGACCGAUUACAUGGAACGCAUUUUAACUUUGACUAUCGCAUGUACUUUUAUUAUGAACGCUACAAAAAAAUAUUACAAAGUAUCAGUAAUUUUGUUUUAUAAUAAUUUUACGCAUUUUUGGUAUUUUAUGGAAAUACAUAAACUUUAACAAUAAUCAUUAAAUUUAAUUCAUUUGAAGUUCUUCGUUUUCAUACAAAACACCUUAACAAUAUUGAGUAGCUGUCUUCGGCAUACGUUUAAUACAAUAUCCAUACUAAAACAUUCUAAUUUUUAUGCUAACAUCAUUAAAACAAGAAAAUCUAUGCAUCGUAUAUUUCAACUCAAUUAAUACAAUAUGAAAAGUAUAAAUAAAUAAUUUUUAUACUUAAAUAUAUGUAUAAGUUAUAUAACAAUUUUGUACAAUUAUAAUAGUUGCAUCACUGUGCCAGGAAAUGUUCUUUUAUAUUAUAUUUAUGUUUAACAUAAGAAUAUUAGAAAAUUCAUGACAAAUUAUUGUAGGAUGAGUUCGAAAUAUUUGUCCUUAUAUUAUGCGUAUAUUUUAUUUUCUUUGUACUAUUGAAGUAUAGUUAAGUUUGUUACACAUUA
Molecule: messenger RNA, 4928 nt
Organism: Hylaeus anthracinus
Lineage: Eukaryota; Metazoa; Arthropoda; Insecta; Hymenoptera; Colletidae
Gene: DCAF12
Product: DDB1- and CUL4-associated factor 12 homolog
Exons: 7
Coding region: 796-2175 (459 amino acids)
Cellular component (GO): Cul4-RING E3 ubiquitin ligase complex
Molecular function (GO): protein binding
Source: RefSeq, a predicted model, not a curated record